AUGAAGUUCUCCAAAUACUUGACGACAGUCACUGUUUGGAAUCAUGACUAUAUUCCAUAUCAGAGACUCAAACGAAGGAUUCGAUCAUUAUACUCUCCAGUGAUGACUCGUAGUUUGGUUGAGUCAAUCACAGCCACAGGCACAACAUCAUCCUCCUCUGCACAAGCCCAGCCACAGCCACAAACUCAAACUCAAACUCAAACACCAACCCCAACACCAAGCGACUUCUUAUCACAACUGGAAUCAGAGGUGCUCAAGGUGGACCAGUUCAUGCAGGAGAAGGAGAGCGAGCUGUACAAUCGAUACCUGUACCUGCUGUCCCGCUUCCGCGCCACAGACUUCUCGUCGCCAUUCUCCUCGUUCCUGUUGCCAAUCGACGCUCAGCUGCUGGAUGCCGCCGGAAUCGCUGGCUACAAGGAGAUCAAUCCGAUGUGGGCCUUCCAAAAGGCCUACGAAGACGUGAUCAAUCAGUUGGCUCAGUUGGAGAAGUAUGCCAAGAUCAAUGUGUGGGCCGUGCAGAAGCUGAUCAGCUCAUGCACCAAGAAGAAGACGAGAAUUGAGACUCGUCGACGCAACUCAAUCGGUGAGCACCUGCCCAACCAGUUCACCUCUUCUCCGCUGCCUCACAAGAAGGUCCUCUAUCAAUCACCCAACGUGCCUUCAGUCAUCUCGGAUACAGUGUCGCCAACAACAACAUCAGUUGCCAACAACAACGAUAAGACUAAUGGCAAUGGCAACAACAAUGCAGAGGAUGUGAUGGAUUCAUUCUUUGAGCGCAUUGUUAGCCACACAGAGAUUGGAAACUGCAACAGACUCAAACAACUAUUGCAAGAGGUGGAGCGCGAGUAUCAGAUCAUCACUCAGAAUGGUGCAGUCUAUCUGAACAAUCAAUACAUCAACUUGUUAAGUACUAUGCAAGAGUUGAACAUUGCGAACGAUGUAGCGAUGUGGCGCGAAGCCAUUCAUUCAUGCAUUCACAAGGCGGCCUCAUUGGGCGCCGUAGAAGUGGCCAAGGUGAUCUUUGACAUACUUGGCUCAAUAGUGGACAUUGACUACCUGGACGAGGUCGACAAGAAGUUCAUUCACAUCGCGUCUGGCCGUGGACAUCCCCAGUUUGUCGAGUUCCUCAUUGAGCGCGGCGCGCGACUCGACAGCCAGGAUUUCCUCAAGCGCACACCCCUUCACACAGCAGCGCAGUACGCUCACUACGACAUUGUCAAGCUGCUGCUGGCCAAAGGCGCACCCAUCGACGUCAAGGACCGUGAUGGCUGCACGCCAUUAAAUCUUGCGAGCAGACACACGGGCGACAGCUCGCGUGUCAUUGAGCUGCUGCUCAACAGCGGCUCGCCUCUGUCGCCAGGACCCUAUGGCCGUCAUCUCAUCCACGAGGCGGCCAUCCAGGCCAAUGUAGCCAAUGUUGCGGCCAUCUUGGCUCACGCCAAGACCGACGUCAACCAGCUCGACUCAUUCGGACGCACCGCCCUGUUUGAGGCAGCCAAGAACGGCAGCACGGAUACACUCCUCCUGCUGCUUGCCAAGAACGCGCUGAUUGACAUCAUCGACGAGGACAAGCGCACGCCCAUGCAUGUGGCUGCGUCACGCGGACACACCAACGUGCUAAACACACUCAUUGAGCACAUGCUCAAGGACAGCCCAGCCAGCGAACUCACACGUCUGAUCAACUCGCAGGACUAUGAUGGAUGGACUGCGCUACACGAGUCAGCUUACUUCAACUUCAUCGAGUGCACCAAGACCCUGAUGACACACGGCGCCAACCCAUUCGUUCAAGAUAAUGAUGAGUGGUCACCCGUGGUCCAUUCAUUGUACCGCGGCAACAUGACCACUGCGCACUCAAUCUGGGAGCACGUCAAGAAGACUCCCGAGCUGCUCGAGAUGAUCACCUCGCAGCCAUCGACACCUUCACUACGCGACUCCAAGGGCCUCCCCCUGCCCAACCCUAGCCCGCGCAUUGACCUUUUGCGCUCUGACACUGAGGUGCGCAACAGCACGUCGGGUGCAUCAACACCAAGCCGCACUCCGGCAAUCACCGUCGCUACCGCCUCCACAAGCAAUGGCGGCGCCGCUGACGGAUACACACGCAAGAUAACCAAGGGAUCGAUGUCUAACGUCACCUUUAGGAUAACAGCGCGAGUCAAGCCUGGAUACCGUGUGGGCGUCAUUGGCAACCGUAAGGCAUUGGGCAAAUGGAACCCGGGCAAGGCCCUGUUCCUCACACAGGACGAUACUGCGAUCAACGCCAACGCUGGAGAGUCGACAUGGGUGGGCAAGGCGACGCUACCCACUGAUGUCCAGGUCGAGUACAAGUACAUCAUAUGCCAGGGCAAUCGUCUGGACAUGUGGGAGGCACUGCCUGAAAACCGCAAGUUCCUGCCCGAAGAGGAGGUAGAGCUCCUCGACGACGGCACCUUUGGAUCGGUGCCCAUGCUCGACGACCUCCUGCCACAACAGCAGCCACAAAAGACUGUGUUUGUGGAGAAGGGAUGGCUGGUGCAGGACUAUCAGAUACGCUUGAGAUUCGGUGAGACCUCUCCAAAGGACCCACAACGCAAACUCAUUCAGCCGAUCAAGAUCUUUGGCCAGGUCGAGGUUGGUAGGAUUGUCGUUACGCUCAAGGACCGCCAGUCACAGACCCUGGCUGGCACCUUGCCCACCCAGUUCACCUCACCCCUGUCCGUGGACCAGUACGUCUGGUUCCAGUUCCACGAGAUUGAUCGUGUGGCCACCGUCCAGUUUGACAUGUAUCGUGCAGGUAUGUCCAGCGUCCUGGUCGGACGCGCUGUCCUGCUCGCAUCAGACCUGCUCAACAAGUCGCCAUACAAGUGCACGCUCCCAAUCAUGAGCGCCACGCUCAUGACCAUUGGUGAGUUCACCGUGUUCCCACUGGUCGUGUCACCAUUCACACAUCCACGCAUCAGUGAUGUGCUCUCCAACACAUACUGGAAGUCGACCAUGCUGAUUGGCCAUCGCGGCGGUGGUGCCGAGUAUGCCCGUAACGUCGGCAAAUACAAGCGCACGCACAUCAAGGAGAACACCAUCCUGUCGUUCGUGACCGCCGCGUCGCUCGGCGCACAGUACAUCGAGUUUGACGUGCAGCUGUCGCGUGACAACGUGCCCAUCAUUUUCCACGACUAUGAGAUCAAGUGCACGGGCGCCGGCAAUGUCAAGGUGCCCAUCAACAAGAUCCGCGCCGACCAGAUCCACAACCUGCAGCCAAAGCCACCCGCUAAAACCAAGUCUUCGCGCGAGCCCCAUCACCAACAACUUCAACGACAGUCGCGCUCGCGCUCCAUGGAAGACCUGCUCGUGGAUGUCAAUGGCGGCGGAAACACCCAGGCCGGCAGUGGCGACAAGUCCGACGAGGAGGAAGAGGAGGAGGUUGAGAUGGUGUCGGACUCGAUGACCUCGCUCGAGGAGACGUUCAAGAAAGUACCCAUCCAGACUGGCUUCAAUAUCGAGAUCAAGUAUCCCAACGAGGAGAAAGAGAACGCGCUCAAGCUUCACUAUCUCGAUCGCAACAGCUAUGUGGAGCGCAUUCUGGCCGUGGUGUUUGAGCACGCCGGCGAUCGCCAGGUCAUGUUCUCAUCAUUUGACGCGGACAUUUGCAUCAUCUGUUCGCUGAAGCAGCCGCGCUACCCCGUCUUCUUCCUGAACAAUGCGGGAUUCUCGCAGCAUUCUGACCCGCGCGCCAACUCCAUUUGCGAGGCCAUUCGCUUCUCCAAGUCUGCGCAUCUGUUGGGCAUCGUCACCAACUCCAAGAUCUUAACAGAGGGCACGCCAAUCAUUCGCGAGGUCAAGCAAGCUGGACUGAUGCUAUGCUCCUGGGGUGAGGAAAACAAUGACCCAGUGCUAGUCGACCUCCAAGAGACCCUCGGAGUCGAUGCCGUCAUUGUUGAUCACGUGGCUCACAUCUCAAGGCAUUAUAAC
Acytostelium subglobosum LB1 is the source of this 3945-nucleotide messenger RNA. RefSeq lists its product as hypothetical. Lineage: Eukaryota; Evosea; Eumycetozoa; Acytosteliales; Acytosteliaceae. The record is from RefSeq and is a predicted model, not a curated record. Gene Ontology annotation, molecular function: starch binding; phosphoric diester hydrolase activity; protein binding. Gene Ontology annotation, biological process: glycerophospholipid catabolic process. The transcript is spliced from 3 exons. The annotation marks the transcript as partial.